AUGCUUCCUGGAAAAGCAAUCGCAACCCAAAGGAGUAUGUGCAAGCAAUUACUCUUAAGAGUGGGAGAGUUCUUCCGGAGAGAGUGGUACCAUCAAGAAGCAACGAGGACGUUGCGAUUCAAGAGGAGGAGGAGUCAGUCGACAUUGAAGCUGAGGAGAGUUGAGAAAGAGUCAGUAGACCUGAGAAGCAGAGGACAGCGCACCGGAGCCGUCAAAAGGAAACAAGAAGAGGAGGGAAACUCUUUUUGUUCCUCCACCAUUCAAGCCAAUGCUACCUUUUCCAACACGUUUCAAGAAACAAAUGGCAGAGAAAUGCAGAAAGAUGCCAUUUUGGAGAGAACCAAGGAAGUGCAAGGCAUGGUGGUAUUGUCUCAAGAGUGUAGUGCUAUAAUUCAAAGCAAGACAGUAACAAAGAAGCUUGGUGAUCCUGGAAGCUUCACUCUCCCUGUUCUUGGGACCUUUAGCAUUCAAGAAAGUUUGUGUGAUUUGGGGCGAGUAUCAGUUAAGCUUCCAGUAGGUAUGCUUGAAGAUAUGCCACUCAAGGUGGGAAGUGUGAUAGUUCCAACUGACUUUGUGGUAGUAGAGAUGGAUGAAGAACCCAAAGAUCCUCUGAUUUUGGGAAGACCUUUCCUUGCCACUGCUGGAGCUAUAAUUGAUGUGAGAAGAGGCAAGAUUGAGCUGAAUUUGGGUAAAGACUGCAAGAUGGUGUUCAAUGUAAAAGAUGUUAUGAAGCAACCAACUAUAAAUGGUGAGUCGUUUUACAUUGAAACACUUGAGCAGCUAGCCGAAGACUACUUGGAGGAAUUGGGAGUUGAGGAUAAGCUGCAGCUGGCUUUGACUAAGGAUAAUGAGGAGUUUGGAUGUCUACAAGCAGAGAGUAUGGGUUAUGCUUGGCUUAUGGACUCACACAGAGCAGCAAAAGAGGGACAGGCUUUGACGAGUUGGUUCAGUCAGAAACGAAGAGCAUCCGGGAUGGAAAACAGGUAUGCGUUCUUAGGCUCUAACUCCACAUACCCUGUCAUUGUCAAUGAUGCAUUAGACCCCCAUGAGCUUGAAACCCUCCUUGUCGAGCUGCGAAAGUACAGGAGAGCUCUUGGAUACUCGCUGGACGAUAUCAAGGGUCUCUCCCCUACUCUAUGCACUCACAGGAUCCAUCUCGAAAAUGAAUCAAAGGGAUCUAUUGAGCAUCAGCGUAGGUUAAACCCCAAUCUUAAAGAAGUAGUAAAGAAAGAAAUCUUGAAAGCUUCUUGA
Messenger RNA from Microthlaspi erraticum, 1251 nucleotides. NCBI's taxonomy places the organism in Eukaryota, Viridiplantae, Streptophyta, Magnoliopsida, Brassicales, Brassicaceae. The record is from the annotation of a GenBank genome assembly.